Molecule: messenger RNA, 1830 nt
Organism: Cygnus atratus (black swan)
Lineage: Eukaryota; Metazoa; Chordata; Aves; Anseriformes; Anatidae
Gene: MCRIP1
Product: MAPK regulated corepressor interacting protein 1
Exons: 5
Coding region: 113-403 (96 amino acids)
Source: RefSeq, a predicted model, not a curated record
GCGGGGCCGCGCCUGCGCGCUGCGGCGCUUCCGUGGCGGCCCGAGGGCGAGCGGAGGCGGGAGCCGGGCCCAGCCGCGCCGAGCCGAGCCGCGCCGCCGCACGGACGACGCCAUGGCCAGCUCCCCCGUGUCCCGCGUGGUGUACAACGGCAAGCGGAGCGGCGGGCCGCGCUCCCCCGGCGCCGGCGGCGAGCUCUUCACGCCGGCCCACGAGGAGAACGUGCGCUUCAUCUACGAGGCCUGGCAGUGCGUGGAGCGCGACCUGCGCAGCCAGAUGGGCGCCGAGCGCGGCCUGGUCGAGGAGUACGUGGAGAAGAUGCCGAACCCCAGCCUCAAAGCGUUCAAACCCGUCGACCUGAGCGAUCUGAAGAGGAGGAACGCACAGGACGCGAAGAAGUCCUAAGGCGGGCCCUCCGCGCGGAUUGGCUGGUCUCCCAAGGUCCUCAAGCAGAUUUAAUUUGAGAUUUUUGUGUUGAUUUCCUCCUCUGGUUACUGUACUCUGCCUGUGGAGAGCCGGUCGGCUUUGGGGCUGGCUUCGAUGCUACCUGAAUUCCAAGAUGCUUAGGGGCUCGCCGAAGGCAUCCAGAGCCCCUUGUAAAAGAUUCCAGCCCCUAACCUGCAGCUUUCUCUGGCCUCAAGCUGUCCUCCUCCACUUCGUGCUGGGCUCACAGGUCACUUAUUCUCCUUCCAUCUCUGUCCCUGGUGCGCUGCGUACUCAGGCUCGCUGGGGUCUGGCGUACAGCAGGGCAGAGCCGAGUAGCUGCGUUGUUAGUAGCGGCAGCGCCAGUUCUCUGCUCCCUUCUGCGUCCCAAAGGCUCACAGUUGCUGGAGCAGGCCAAGGGGAGAGUGAAGGAGACUUGGUGCUGACCUUGUGCCUCAAGACAGGCGGCCCCAGUUCAACACCAGGUAGUUCAGCACCUUCUGGCAGCUGGCUGCUGCUGCUUUGGCACACUUUGCCUGUUCCUUGCUCCCUGGUGGGAGGGCUUAAUUUGUACCUGGGCUGCUAAUGCCUGGGACUCAUCAGUGCUGCCAAAGCUCUUGGGUCCAUAUCCGAUGCCGGAUUUUCCUUGUGCUUAGAGUGGGCCAGGUCCCUGCGGUGCUGACGACGAAGCUACUCCUCUCUCCCUGCAGGUGGAGGGAGAGGAGGGCACCAGCACUGGCCCCAGCCCCAAGCAUCCUGGAGGUGCUCGGAGGGGGAGCGCUGGGCUGCUCUCAGCUCCCCCCAGCCUCAGUGCGCUGGCAGCAACACAGAAGGUGGCGGGAGGGGGUUGGGGGGGCUGGCGCUGCCUUUGCAGAAAGAAGCUUAUUUCCAUCCUUGCCUGAGCAAUGCCUCGCUGUUCUAGCACUGACACGGCUUUCCAGACAUGCACCCUUUGAAGAGACCUGGCCUCCACAGCUGGCAGAAGCGCUGCUGUGUGGCAGCUGUGGUGAGCAGGUCUAACUCGCUGCGGGGAUUGGCUUCCCUGGCAAGGCUCAGGUUCCUUCUGCCUAAUCACCUCUGCGCAAGGGAGAGUGACUGCACCCUCACACCCGUGCGGGCAGAGAGCUGCGUGGCCGCGGGGCUGCUCGGUGUCCCUAGGACACGCGGGGAGCUGUGGGAGCCGCCUGCUGCCUGCCUGAGCUCAGAGAGCUGGUGGGGAGGGGGCUGCUGGGGCUCUGCCCAGCACAAGUGGGCUUCGUGGCGGAUGCAGGGUGCAGGGGAGUUGUGAUUGCUGUUAACUUUCCUUUGUUGUCAUUGAGCUAUACUGUUCCCUUUUUUUUUCUUUUUUUUUUUUUUUCUGUUGUCUGUCACUUGAGGAGUGUUGUAAAUAAAAGCUUGUGUCCUUUUGA